AUGUCAUACAAGCGUUCAAGAGACAAUUUCGAGUCCGACCAGCUUCCUCAAUUUGCCCUCUUCGGCACACCGCUACCGCCUCUGGACUCGGAUACCCGCGACGAUGGCUCCUAUGCUCCUGUGUGGAAGCAAGAUGCCCGCGAUGAGCAGGGUCGAAAGCGCUUCCACGGUGCUUUCACCGGAGGCUACAGCGCUGGUUACUUCAACACCGUAGGCUCAAAAGAAGGCUGGGCUCCCUCGACCUUUACCUCAUCGCGUACGAACCGCCGCAAAGAUGCCCAAGUCGCCCGCCCCGAAGACUUCAUGGAUGACGAAGACCGCGCUGCUGCAGCAGAAGCUCAGAAACUCCAAACCCAGGGCGACUUUGCUGGCUUGGGCUCCACUACCCAGGAUCAGGCCCGCCGCGGCUUGGUGAGCGAUCUGUUCACACCGGCAGGAGAAACAAUUGGUGUAAAGCUUCUGCAGAAGAUGGGCUGGAGACAAGGACAGGGCGUUGGGCCUAAGGUCAGGAGGAAAGCUCGCACUGAGGAUACUGCUGGCUCUGCUCCUAGCGACGAGACACACCUCUUCGCCCCCGAAAACUCCCGCAUGGUAGCCUUCAACCGGAAGAAAGAUCGCUUCGGUCUGGGUUACUCUGCCGGAGAACGUUUGGGCCAGACCAGAACCAUCGUGCAACAGGAUGACCAAGACGAAGAUGAGUCUGAGAAUCUUGGCCGACUUAUCAAACCAAAGUUCAAGGCAAAGCGAAGCGGAUUUGGUGUCGGCGUCUUGAACGACACUGGCUCGGACGAGGAGGAUCCUUACGACAUGGGGCCCAAGAUAUCUUACAAUCGUAUCAUCGGCGGUGAUCGGAAGAAGAAGAAAGGUGGCAUCCUUGCAACCAAUGCCAAUCCUACCUUGAGAGGCCUGAAAACGCCAACCUUCUUGUCUAAAAAGCUGGGUCAGAAAAACAGCAAUGGUUUCAGAAAAUGCCAUGAUGGCCGUCUUCCACUCGACGGCUUCGUACUAGCUUCAUCUCUGUUACUGAACAUCCAAGACAACAAACAUCCGCCUCCUAAAGUUCCUGAAGGAUGGGAGCCGAAGAAGGCUACUUCUGCGACCAAUCAUGACUCAUCGUCUCAUCAAUCUACAGCCGAUGCUGCUCGAGCCUCUACUAUGGAUCCAGCCAAAAGAGCAGCUGCUCUCGGUGAGCAACAGCUUCCUGGCAAGUCCAUUUUUGAUUUCAUGAGCAAAGAAGCACGUGAUAGGCUCGUCACGGCGACAGGCAGAUCAAAUCUUCCAAUGGCACGUGGAGAAGCCGCCCCUGAAGGAUGGCAAAGAUCAGACGUCGACAAACAGAGGUCUUUGUGGGACUUGGUACCAAAGCUGGACAGUACAGUAGCAGCCUCGGCCUUGCAACGUGGCACGAGUGGUUGGAUGCCCUAUGCUGAAGAUGAGGCCAAACGAGCCCGCUAUCGCUCAUUCCUUGAGUCUUGUAGCGGACAACGCGACGCAUUGCCUGAACGUGUCAAGGGUUCGACGAUUGAUGAGUGGACGAAAGAGAUGCGUGAGUUCGCACAAGCGGCCGAGGUCUUUAAACCAAUCUCAGGCCUCAUGGCAUCCCGCUUCACCAGCUCGUCUUCAGCUCCUCGAUUAGCGACAGACAUAUUGCCCUCGAGCUCUGAACGACCUACCAAAUCCGAAGAUCCUGCAGAAGCCGCUGCGAAGAUUGGCAUGUUUGGCCCCAUGACCCGCAUUCGUGUUCAAUUUUACCCUACUCGUCUACUCUGCAAACGGUUCAAUGUCAAGGCACCGGCUCACGCUGAUCCAGGCAAUGGCCAAGGCGAUGAUAUUGCAGUCUCAGACAGCAGACUUGAUGUAGUGUCGCAGAACAAGAUGGAUCAGAUGAUGCGCGAGAUAUGGUCACAGCCGACAAAUGCCUCUACGACGAGUGACGUGACUCCUUCAGCACAGUCAGUCCAAUCUCAAGUCAGACAACAGGUAGAUGUCGAGGUCAAUGAGGCCAUUGAAGCACAAAGACCUGGAGACGAUGUCUUUAAAGCAAUCUUUGGCAGUGAUAGCGAAGACGAAUAG
This is a messenger RNA of Aureobasidium namibiae CBS 147.97, 2073 nucleotides long. Its product is annotated as DUF1604-domain-containing protein. Bases 1 to 2073 code for a protein of 690 amino acids. Gene Ontology annotation, biological process: mRNA processing. The transcript has a single exon. Lineage: Eukaryota; Fungi; Ascomycota; Dothideomycetes; Dothideales; Saccotheciaceae. Gene Ontology annotation, molecular function: RNA binding. Gene Ontology annotation, cellular component: nucleus. The record is from RefSeq and is a predicted model, not a curated record.